CGGGGCCACGGGCGGAAGUAGGUGUGACAGGAACGGGAGCCGAGAGGGUCAGCUGGGACGAGGUACUGGGCAGUGGGAGCCGCAGAGUCGAAGCCAUGAUCCCCCCGCAGGAGGCGUCCGCCCGGCGGCGGGAGAUCGAGGACAAGCUGAAGCAGGAGGAGGAGACGCUGUCCUUCAUCCGAGACAGUCUGGAGAAGAGCGACCAGCUCACCAAGAACAUGGUGUCUAUCCUGUCGUCCUUCGAGAGUCGCCUCAUGAAGCUGGAGAAUUCCAUCAUCCCCGUGCACAAACAGACGGAGAACCUGCAGCGGCUGCAGGAGAAUGUUGAGAAGACGCUCUCCUGUCUGGACCACGUCAUUAGCUACUACCAUGUGGCCAGUGACACUGAGAGGCUCAUCAGGGAGGGCCCCACAGGGAGGCUGGAGGAGUACCUGGGAAGCAUGGCCAAGAUUCAGAAGGCUGUGGAGUAUUUCCAGGACAACAGCCCAGACAGCCCAGAGCUCAACAAAGUGAAGCUGCUGUUUGAGCGGGGGAAGGAGUCGCUGGAGUCUGAGUUCCGCAGCCUGAUGACCCGGCACAGCAAGGUCGUGUCCCCCGUGCUCAUCCUGGAUCUGAUCAGUGGCGAGGACGACCUGGAGGUGCCGGACGAGGUGCCCCUGGAGCACCUGCCUGAGAGCGUGCUGCGGGACGUGAUCCGCAUCGCCCGCUGGCUGGUGGAAUACGGCCGCAACCAAGAUUUCAUGAACGUCUACUACCAGAUCCGCUCGAGCCAGCUGGACCGCUCCAUCAAAGGCCUGAAGGAGCACUUCCGGAAGAGCAGUUCCUCCUCUGGGGUUCCCUACUCCCCCGCCAUCCCCAACAAGAGGAAAGACACACCCACCAAGAAGCCAGUCAAGCGGCCAGGGACGAUCCGUAAGGCUCAGAACCUUCUGAAACAGUAUUCCCAGCAUGGUCUAGAUGGGAAAAAGGGGGGCUCUAACCUCAUUCCUCUGGAAGGAAGAGACGACAUGCUGGACGUGGAGACCGACGCCUACAUCCACUGCGUCAGCGCCUUCGUCAAGCUGGCCCAGAGCGAGCACCAGCUGCUGACCGACGUCAUCCCGGAGCACCAUCAGAAAAAGACCUUCGACUCUUUGAUCCAGGAUGCCCUGGACGGGCUGAUGCUGGAAGGGGAGAACAUUGUGGCCGCUGCCCGCAAGGCCAUCAUCCGGCACGACUUCUCGGCUGUGCUCACCGUCUUCCCCAUCCUGCGGCACCUCAAGCAGACCAAGCCAGAGUUUGACCAGGUGCUCCAGGGCACGGCCGCCAGCACCAAGAACAAGCUGCCCGGCCUCAUCACCGCCAUGGAGACUGUCGGAGCCAAAGCGCUGGAGGACUUCGCCGACAACAUCAAGAAUGACCCAGACAAAGAAUACAACAUGCCCAAGGAUGGCACCGUGCACGAACUCACAAGCAACGCCAUCCUCUUCCUGCAGCAGCUCCUGGACUUCCAGGAGACAGCAGGCGCCAUGCUGGCCUCCCAAGUUCUUGGGGACACAUACAAUAUUCCUUUAGACCCCCGAGAGACCAGCUCCUCAGCCACCAGCUACAACUCGGAGUUCAGCAAGCGCCUGCUGAGCACCUAUAUUUGUAAAGUGCUGGGCAACCUGCAGCUGAACUUACUGAGCAAGUCCAAGGUGUACGAGGACCCGGCCCUGAGCGCCGUCUUCCUGCACAACAACUACAACUACAUCCUCAAGGCUCUGGAGAAGUCUGAGCUGAUCCAGCUGGUGGCCGUGACCCAGAAGACUGCCGAGCGCUCCUACCGGGAGCACAUCGAACAGCAGAUCCAGACCUACCAGCGCAGCUGGUUAAAGGUGACUGACUACCUCACUGAGAAGAAUCUACCUGUGUUCCAACCCGGAGUCAAGCUGCGGGACAAGGAGCGGCAGGUGAUCAAGGAGCGUUUUAAGGGCUUCAACGAUGGCCUUGAAGAACUGUGCAAGAUCCAGAAGGCCUGGGCCAUUCCCGACACAGAGCAGAGAGACAAGAUCCGCCAAGCCCAGAAAAACAUCGUGAAGGAGACCUACGGGGCCUUUCUGCACAGGUAUGGCAGCGUGCCCUUCACCAAGAACCCCGAGAAGUACAUCAAGUACCGCGUGGAGCAGGUGGGCGACAUGAUUGAUCGCCUGUUUGACACCUCCGCCUGAGCGGCCGCCGCCCCGCCCGGCUCUGCCAGACCAGCCAUGUUACCGGACAGAUAAACCCGUGUUAACCAGC
Phacochoerus africanus (Common warthog) is the source of this 2259-nucleotide messenger RNA. It is a transcript of the gene EXOC7, whose product is annotated as exocyst complex component 7. Gene Ontology annotation, cellular component: exocyst. Gene Ontology annotation, molecular function: phosphatidylinositol-4,5-bisphosphate binding. The transcript has 20 exons. The coding region runs from base 96 to 2189 and encodes 697 amino acids. Lineage: Eukaryota; Metazoa; Chordata; Mammalia; Artiodactyla; Suidae. Gene Ontology annotation, biological process: exocytosis. The record is from RefSeq and is a predicted model, not a curated record.